This is a messenger RNA of Budorcas taxicolor (takin), 2940 nucleotides long. RefSeq names its product zinc finger BED-type containing 6 (gene ZBED6). Gene Ontology annotation, cellular component: nucleus. The transcript has a single exon. The coding region runs from base 1 to 2940 and encodes 979 amino acids. NCBI's taxonomy places the organism in Eukaryota, Metazoa, Chordata, Mammalia, Artiodactyla, Bovidae. The record is from RefSeq and is a predicted model, not a curated record. Gene Ontology annotation, molecular function: protein dimerization activity; DNA binding.
AUGAGUGUAUGUACCUUAAGUGUACCAGUUUCCUCACUUUCUCCUGGUAGAAGACGUAGCACUUUUAGUGGUGCUGGGAUUCUGGGGUGUGUUCCUAUUACUUCUAAUACAGAUGAAGAAGAUGUGGUAGAGGGAAAGAUGGUAGCAGAAGGAAUGGAUAAAGAGGCAGAAUUGCCCACUAAAAAGAAAAGAAAGAAGGGUUUGCGAAUUAAGGGGAAAAGGCGACGAAAGAAACUGAUCCUUGCGAAAAAGUUUAGUAAGGAUUUGGUAUCUGGGAGGCCAGUUGCAGAUGCCCCUACUUUGUUAGCUUCUAGUGCCCCUGAGCAGGAUGAAGAAAGUCUCUUUGAAAGCAAUAUAGAAAAACAGAUCUAUUUACCUAGUACCAGAGCCAAGACCUCCAUUGUGUGGCACUUCUUUCACGUGGACCCGCAGUAUACCUGGAGGGCUAUUUGUAACCUCUGUGAAAAAAGUGUUAGUAGGGGUAAACCAGGUAGCCAUCUCGGGACAUCUACUCUUCAACGACAUCUGCAGGCAAGGCAUUCACCUCACUGGACAAGGGCCAACAAAUUUGGAGUUACAAGUGGGGAGGAAGAUUUUCCUCUGGAUGCACCUUUAUCUCCCUCUUCUGCUGGAAGCAGUGGAAGCUUUGAAUAUAUCCCUGCUGAUCCAUUAGAUAAUGGAAUGGGUAAGAAACGUGAUAAAUCAGUAUCUGAUGCCCUGAGGGCACAAAGAGGGAGAUUUCUCAUUAAAAGUAACAUUGUCAAGCAUGCCUUAAUUCCUGGAACAAGAGCCAAGACAUCUGCAGUUUGGAAUUUUUUCUAUACUGAUCCUCAGCACAUCUCAAGAGCUGUGUGUAAUAUAUGUAAACGAAGUGUGAGCCGGGGUAGGCCAGGUUCUCAUCUAGGAACUUCAACACUUCAACGACACCUGCAGGCCACUCAUCCCAUCCAUUGGGCAGUUGCCAACAAAGACAGUGGUGCAGUUGGAAAUGGAUUAGAUGAAGCUGAAACUGAGAGAAAUGAUCUCUUGAGUGACACUUUGCAUGGAGAGAAGUCUGCAGGCGGCCAAGAUGCAGCUGAGCACCUUAGUGACUCUGAUUCAGAUGAACCUCCUGUAUUAGAGGUUGAAAAUAGAAGAUCUGAGAGUCCUACUCCUGUUGCAGAGCAAGACACUCAAAUGCAUGCACAAGAGCAAGAAACAGCAUACUGUGAGAAUUCAACUUCAAGUCAAAUAAGUCAGGCAGUUAUUCAAAUGAUUGUGGAAGAUAUGCAUCCUUACAACUAUUUCUCAACCCCAGCCUUUCAGAGGUUCCUGCAGAUUGUGGCCCCUGACUAUAGGUUACCGUCUGAAACUUUCUUUUUCACUAAGGCUGUACCUCGAUUAUACGAUUCUGUCAGAGAAAAAAUUUUCUUAACUUUGGAGAAUGUUCAGACCCAAAAGAUUCACCUGACUGUGGACAUAUGGACCCAUGACCCAUCCACUGACUAUUUCAUUGUGACAGUACAUUGGGUCUCUUUGGAAACUACACCUUCUUUCAAUAAUGGCAGGAUCCCCAACUUUAGAAGGUGGGCAGUUCUUUGUGUAACAGGUUUAGCCAAAAACUGUUUGAUAACCAACAUUUUACAAGAAUUAAAUGACCAGAUUGGUCUGUGGCUUUCUCCUAAUUUCCUCAUCCCUAGCUUCAUUGUUUCUGACAGUUCUUCUAGUGUAGUACACGCAGUCAAAGAUGGCGGUUUUACCCACGUGCCAUGCUUCCUGCGUUGUUUAAAUAUAGUCAUUCAGGACUUUUUCUGUGAGCACAAAAGCAUUGAGAACAUGUUAGUGGCUGCCAGGAAAACCUGUCAUCAUUUUAGUCAUUCGGUCAAGGCCCGUCAGAUACUGCAAGAGUUCCAAAAUGAUCACCAACUUCCAUGGAAAAAUUUGAAACAAGAUGAAGCUGGCCAUUGGAUUUCUACCUUUUAUAUGUUAAAAUGGCUCUUGGAGCAUUGCUACUCAGUUCACCAUAGUCUUGGUAGAGCCAGUGGAGUUGUGCUCACCUCCCUUCAGUGGACUCUAAUGACAUAUGUUUGUGAUAUUCUUAAACCAUUUGAGGAGGCCACCCAGAAAGUGAGUGUGAAGACCAUAGGAUUGAAUCAGGUGCUACCCCUCAUCCAUCAUCUACUCCUUUCCCUGCAGAAACUCAGAGAAGAUUUUCAAGUCAGAGGUAUUACUCAGGCCCUCAAUCUGGUAGACAGUUUAUCUCUGAAACUUGAAACUGACACCCUACUAAGUGCCAUGCUCAAAUCCAAGCCCUGUAUCUUGGCUACUUUGUUAGAUCCUUGCUUUAAAAACAGUUUGGGAGACUUUUUUCCUCAAGGUGCUGAUUUGGAAACUUAUAAGCAGAUCCUUGCAGAAGAAGUUUGUAACUAUAUGGAAUCUUCACCAGAGGUCUGCCAUAUUGCAACUUCAGAAGCUUCUGGCCCCUCAGCUAUAGUAGGAGCUGAUUCAUUUACCUCAUCUAUAAGAGAAGACACCUCCAUUUCAGGAUCUGUUGAUAGUUCAGCUGCAGAUACUGUUGCCAUUGGAGGCAAAAGCUUCAUGUUUCCUUCUGCUAUGGCAGUGGUGGAUGAAUACUUCAAAGAGAAGUAUUCAGAGAUCUCAGGGGAUGAUGACCCUUUGUUUUAUUGGCAGAAGAAGGUGAACGUAUGGCCAGCUUUGACCCAAGUUGCUAUUCAGUAUCUGAGCUGCCCCAUGUGUAGUUGGCAAUCUGAAUGUGUCUUUACUGCAAAUAGCCACUUUCAUCCAAAGCAGAUCAUGAGCCUGGACUUUGAUAAUAUAGAACAGCUGAUGUUUCUGAAAAUGAACUUGAGAAAUGUUAACUAUGAUUAUUCUGCAUUGGUUCUAAGCUGGGAUCCUGAGAAUGAAGUUAUUCAACGCAAUGAAAAAGAAAUAUUAUCUUAA